Messenger RNA from Lytechinus pictus (painted urchin), 4884 nucleotides. Its product is annotated as F-box/LRR-repeat protein 8-like. The record is from RefSeq and is a predicted model, not a curated record. The coding region runs from base 397 to 1809 and encodes 470 amino acids. The transcript has 3 exons. Gene Ontology annotation, molecular function: protein binding. Lineage: Eukaryota; Metazoa; Echinodermata; Echinoidea; Temnopleuroida; Toxopneustidae.
GGGAAUUCGUGAGUGACCUUAGUCCUUACAUUUCAAAAUUACAGCUGUCCCCGGCGAUGCAUGAGAGAGCGAUCCUUUUCAGGCAGCGAGAUGAUGAACGUCAAUUUCAAAAUCCUAUGUCCUUCCUUAAUCAUUAAUUGCAGGCUCCGAUCCUAGCACGUGCCACCACCACGUAGUACGGUAUACCAAGUGUAGUAUGCAACCCUGGUAUUACGUACCGUAUACGGCUUCCAAAUAUUCCAGGCUGGUGCCCGCGGAACAUCUAUGCAUGCAGGUCGUAGUCGAAACUGAUGAAGGUAAAAUGUCCCGCGCGCGCGCCAGGCCAGUCGAUCGUGUGAACCGGUGUGAACCUUCAACCACUUCCGUAAACAUUAUUUGUUGGCCGGCUAGGCGUGCAUGCAUCAUCAUUUGGUAGGCCUAGUAGUUUUUACGGAAGCUCUAGAUCUAGUGUGUGGUAUUAUAAUUAUAAAGGAGCAUAACUGGUGCAGUGAGUCGAGUCUGUCAUUCCAAUUCCAAGUUGUCAUCCAAGGUCUAACUACUCCUCAAUUGUCUUCUUUGUUGAUAUUUAGACUCAAAAUGGAUCGUGAGGAUGAGGAAUCUCUGAUUGAGGAGAAAGAAGACGGGGAAGAAGAGGAGAGUCUAUGGAGUAAUCUACCAAACCACAUUUUGGUUUAUAUUUUUUCUUUCUUAAAUCUGAGUGAUCGUUGUCAAGCUUCCCUCACCUGUAAAGCAUGGAGUGAGAUAUUUGGAACUCCAUCUCUGUGGAGGAAGUUUAAGUUUUGUUUCUUCACAGAGUCUGAUUCCUGCCAGCUAAAGUGCCUUGACCUCUAUGGGAGUCAGCUCAGAAAUGUGUGUGUGGUACUGAAUCAAAAAGGGGAGGACAAUCGCAAGAAUGCUUGUGAGGUGAUCAACCGUCUGGCAGAGUGCCCUGACCGCAGGCUUCAAGACAUCACUGUACAGUUCACAACAGACAACCCCCUCUUCUUCAAAGGAUCUGAGUUCCUCAAUAGCCUUGCGUUGCUAUUUGGACCUCCUGCCCCAUCUGUGACUAUGCACCACCAGCUACGCAAAAUCGAUCUUAGCCAAUUGGAAUUAUCAAUCAGUGAUAUCAUGCUUGCUUUGAUUGCAAAUAAUCACCCAAACCUAGAAGUUCUUAACAUCCAGAAUCACUCAAUAAACUGCCAUAUCAGUACAGAGCACAUGCUGGACCUUGUACGCAAGUGCAAGAAGCUGCGAGAACUCAGUACUUUCUACAAAUCAGUAUCCGACGAUGUCUUUAAGGCUUUUGCUGAUGCAGACCAUGCACGUCUGGAAUACCUGUCUCUUGCUUGUCGACGUGAGGAGAAGUACCAUAAGCUACUGUCAGCAGACGCCUGGGAUAUACUUGUGGCUUCUUCGCCAAAGCUUCGAGUUAGUUUACUCUUUGACCACACCAUCGAGCGGCAUCAGAUCAGAUACAUCUUGCAUCCUCAGAUUCCACUCACAGAGCUUGCCAUGCGAACAAUGUCAGAGCUCCACCAUGAAGUCGGAAUCGUUGCCUCCUUCUAUCCUCGUACCCUAGAAGUCUUCAUUGUCGUGACCAAGGGUUCCGAGUCCUUCAAGACGGAACUAAUGAGGUUGGUGUCAACAGCACCUCAUCUACGAGUCCUGCAUUGCUUUUGCGGCUUGGACGUAGACACCAUAGCCAAAAUCAAAGAGCUUUGUCCAAACCUGGAGGAAUCUACUCUGAAAACAGAAGAUGACUUUAAUGAGAUGCAGAGGGUUUUCGUUGGUAGGGCUGCACGGAAUACUGUCAUGUCUGGCCGGUAAAGGAUGAUUGGAGGUGCCUCUGGUGAGAUGGAAAUCUCUCUGAACUUUGAAGGGAGAAAUUCAAUACAUCAACUGCCUGGAAAAUCAAAUGCAAUGUCUGAUAUUGUUUUAUAUUGCUUAUUGAUUAAAUCCAUUUGAAUCAGGUAUUUUUUCAUAUUUAGAUAAAUAUAGACUACAUGGUCUCAUCUUUUGAAAAUUUAUGAUCGAUUCAGUGUGUUCUUUUGUGGAAAAAGUUUGCAUUACAGGUCAAGUUGAAAAGGAAAAUUUAAUAAUCAAUUUCUUUUGGGGUCACAGUUGAGAUCAAUAGCUCUAUAUACUGAAAUGUUUUUGUUUUUCACAUUCUUAUAUUUUAUGAAGAGAUUUGUAUGGAUCUAAUAAUCACAUAAGCAUAAAAAUGCCUCGGAUACUUUUGAAAAAAGAACAAACCAAUCGAUGCAAAUUUUAAAUUUGCUGCCUUGUGGAGACUGGAGCCUCAAAUUCUGUUAGCUAGCAAUUAUUAUUAUAUUUCAGAUCGUUAUAUAAAUAAAAAGGUACACAAUUUGAAUUUGAUUUAACAAAUAAUUUCUUUCCACUAAAAUGAGGAGAAAAAAAAAUAUUUUUAAUUACUUUUAUGCAAACUUUGUUCCAAAUGCCUUGAUCUUUACACUACUUUUAUUAAUUACCCAUUAGGUUUUGAUGUAACAUAAUGGUUUAGGAGAUAUUGUUGGGCAUUUAAUGAAUAGCAAUCAUUGGAAUAUACUUGAUGUGUAUAUUUGCAUUAUGUUUAUUUAUGUUGCAAAGUGGGGUGAUAAUUAGAUGUAAAGGUAAUUCAAUCAUGUUGCUGCAAAUUGAAGGCAUGGGUACUUGACUGUUGUAUAUUGUAAUUUAUAGUUUUAAGCUACUUAUUCAUGUAAAAUAAUGUCAAGUAGGCUACAGGGUAUCGAGAACUCGGGUAACGGGAUACCUCUGCUAGUUAACACUAAGAUUGUGAUUUUUGAAAGAUUUUUAUUGAAGAGCAAUGUCAAAGUAUCCAUAGAAAUUCUCUAUUUCCCUUAAAUGUAAUAUAUCACUUCUUAAACUUCAACCCUUUGUGCAAGUAUUCUAUUAUUUAUUAUUACAAUCCAUCAAUCUAUAACGAAAAACCUGAACCAAAUCCUGGUCGAUAAAAAGAAAACAAUAGGCCUAAGUAAUGUAAGACCAAAAAUGAAAAUAUAUUGGCAGUGGCUGCUUUGUAGCCAUGGUUCAUAGUCUUUUGUAUCAGACACAUUGCUGAUGUUUCAUGUAACAACAUUAGACUCGUAUAGGCAAAGUUAAAGAACCCUGCAGCCUCCACCUAGAUGAUAGGCUAGCUAGGUGUUGGCAAAUUAUAAAAUUACAAACUUUGUAGAAUAAAAGUGGCAUCCAAGCAGGUUGGAAGGGACCUGUGCCCCUUUGUAUAUUUUGAAAAUCACCAAUUAAACAUAAUUGACAGUAGCUAAAUCUAAGAAAUUAUCAUCUGCAACCCUUCUAUUUUUCAGAUUUGCUCUUUGAGGCCCCAUUUACAUGUACAUUUGUCCUGCCACUGAUUAGGAAUAACAUAACAGAAAGGGGGGGGGGAGAAAGUUAUUAUAAUAGUUACUGGAUUUGUGAAAUUCAUUUUAAGGUGAGAUAGGCAGAUAGUUUGAUAGUUCUUGUUUUUAAUUGUGAAUUUUGAUACCUAUGUUGAAUGUUGUCUUCAUAAGGUGCUAUUUUAGUGCUUUCAAUCAAAUGAAUUAUGCCCAAAGAUUAUAUAUAGCUGGCUAGAGUAUGCACAAUGCCAAAGCAAAUAACAGUACAAUAUGGAAAAUAAACUUCUGAAGAGAAUAGUACAAAUAGUGUAAUAAUUGCUCAGGGAGGAGCUAGAAUAAACCAUUUCUCUUCCUUUGCAAUUGUGAUUCACAAGUUGCAUUUGAAAAGAAUAUUAAUGACAGUAAUUCAUCGCCAGAAUGACAGAAUUGCAAGCUCUUUUUCUUCCCUUGUCAACUCUGGGAUAUUUUUGACUUGCAAUGGCAAUUGGAGCAUGUGGCACGUUAGUAGUGUAGGGUGCAGUCUAUGGUUUACCAUCUUCUAAUUUAAGAAUAGUGUUAAUUCAUAUUUAAAGGUCAAGUCCACCCAAAAAAGAUAUUGAUUUGAAUAAUAAGAGCCUAAUUAAACUAUCACAACGCUGAGAAUUUCAUCAAAAUCGGAUGUAAAAUAAGAAGGUUAUGACAUUUUGAAGUUUCGCUUUUUUUCAUAAAACAGUGAUAUGCACAAUUCAGUGACAUGCAAAUGAGACAGUCAAUGAUGUCCUUCACUCACUAUUUUGUUUUUUAUUGUUUGAAUUAUACAAUAUUUCAUUUUUUACAUAUUUGACAAGAAGGAACAACUUGGCUGAACCAUAUAGUAUUAAACAAUGCUAAUUCCACAUGUUGAGGAGGAAUCAAUCGUUGUUUCACUUGACAAUGAGGAGAAAAUUAAAAAUAUUUCAUAUUUCAUAUAAUAAAAUAUACAAAAGAAAUAGUGAGUGGAUGACAUCAUCAGUCUCCUCAUUUGCAUACCAACCAGGAUAUGCAUAUAAAUGUGUUGUGAAAUUAAGCGAAACUUUAAAAUGCCAUAACUCUCUUAUUUUACAUCCGAUUUUGGUCAAAUUUUCAGUGUUUUGCUUGUUAGAUUUUUCUCUUUUUAUUCAUAUCAACUUUUUGUUAGGGUGGACUUGUCCUUUAAUUAGCUUGAUGUAAAACAUUGUACUUUUGAUUUAAUUAUGGUUAUUACAUGGCGGUCAUGGGCCACUUUUCAUCAUUUCAUGAAGGCAACAUCAGGCCCAAAGAACAAUCUUGAAAAAAAUAAAUAAAAUAGUAUGGCAGUAUGUCAUCACACUCUAGUUGAGGCCCUCAACAAUUUUCCUCCUUUGCACGAGUGCCUUUUGAUAAAUUGAUGAUAAUAUGUGAUUCUUAAGUGUUCUCCUUGCAUGCUGCAUUAUCUCCUAUAGUAUUUAGCUAUGCAGUGUCUAUUUAUUAGUUUGUUUAUAUUGCCAAUGUCAUUCUGUAUUGCAAUUAGGAGUGUAAAAAAUGAAAUGAAAUAUACAACUCAUUAUAUUUU